Tupaia belangeri chinensis (Chinese tree shrew) is the source of this 2317-nucleotide messenger RNA. RefSeq names its product ST6 N-acetylgalactosaminide alpha-2,6-sialyltransferase 6 (gene ST6GALNAC6). Gene Ontology annotation, molecular function: alpha-N-acetylgalactosaminide alpha-2,6-sialyltransferase activity. The coding region runs from base 240 to 1139 and encodes 299 amino acids. The record is from RefSeq and is a predicted model, not a curated record. NCBI's taxonomy places the organism in Eukaryota, Metazoa, Chordata, Mammalia, Scandentia, Tupaiidae. The transcript is spliced from 6 exons. Gene Ontology annotation, biological process: ganglioside biosynthetic process; oligosaccharide metabolic process.
UUUGGCUGAGAUUCUCUGGCUAUUCCUGGUGACUGGGAGUAAACAGCUGCUGGGUCAGGGGGCAGAAGCUGAGAGGACAGGCAGUCAGGAGCACCCUGAGCAGUCUCCCUGCCACCUCCGUACUGCCCCUGGCCUGCCUGGGCAGGAGGUCGGCUGGACACAGGUGUGACCCCACAUCUCUGCCCCCCGGGCCACCCGCAGGACGCUGGCCCCUACCCCUCAGCAGGCACCGGAGAGAGAUGAGUAGCAACAAAGAGCAGCGGUCAGCAGUGUUCGUGAUCCUCUUUGCCCUCAUCACCAUCCUCAUCCUCUACAGCUCCAACAGUGCCAACGAGGUCUUCCACUAUGGCUCCCUGCGGGGCCGCAGCCGCCGGCCCGUCAACCUCAAGAAGUGGAGCAUCACGGAUGGCUACAUCCCCAUUCUGGGCAACAAGACGCUGCCCUCCCGCUGCCACCAGUGUGUGAUUAUCUCCAGCUCCAGCCACCUCCUGGGCACCAAGCUGGGCCCUGAGAUCGAGCGGGCCGAGUGCACGAUCCGCAUGAAUGACGCGCCCACCACUGGCUACUCAGCCGACGUGGGCAACAAGACCACAUUCCGGGUGGUGGCCCAUUCCAGCGUAUUCCGUGUGCUGCGGAGGCCCCAGGAGUUCGUCAACCGGACCCCCGAAACUGUAUUCAUCUUCUGGGGCCCACCCAGCAAGAUGCAGAAGCCACAGGGCAGCCUGGUGCGUGUCAUCCAGCGGGCAGGCCUGGCGUUCCCCACCAUGGAGGCCUAUGCCAUCUCUCCUGCCCGCAUGCACCAGUUCGACGACCUCUUCCGGGGUGAGACGGGCAAGGACAGGGAAAAGUCCCACUCCUGGUUGAGCACGGGCUGGUUUACCAUGGUGAUUGCGGUGGAGCUGUGUGACCACGUGCACGUCUACGGCAUGGUUCCCCCCGACUACUGCAGCCAGCGGUCCCGCCCACAGCGCAUGCCCUACCACUACUACGAGCCCAAGGGGCCGGACGAGUGCGUCACCUACAUCCAGAACGAGCACAGCCGCAAGGGCAACCACCACCGCUUCAUCACCGAGAAGAGGGUCUUCUCGUCCUGGGCCCAGCUGUACGGCAUCACCUUCUCCCACCCCUCCUGGACCUAGGCCGCCCUGCUGUGGGACCUCGCGAGGAACACAGACGUGGCUCUCCGCCCAGCUCGACCACGGCCAUCUUCUGACCAGUCGUGGCUGGCUGGAGUGGCUCCUGGCCAAUCGGGUCCUUGACAAGGGUCAGUCAGGGUCCGAGGGCUCUCUCACCCAAUCAGGGAUUUGGGAAUCUGUGUGAUUAAUCAGGGCUGUCCGGGGCGUCUUUCUUGCCCAGUCAGGGUCUGAGCUAGCCGAUCAGGGUAUGGGCAUUUCUGAGUCAGUCUGAGGCCAAGGACGUGUCCUUUCCCAAGAAGCCUUGCUUCAGAGUCCCAGAAAUGGACCCCCAAAUCACUCGCUACUUAGCUGGGACAGUGGGGUCCUGUCCCAAGGAGCUGGGGACUUGGUGUUGCCCCCUCAAUACCUAGCAUCAGAAGAGAGAGAGUGUGUGUUGGGGAGGGGGAGCUGUCUGGAGGUGGGGCUUGAGGAUUUGCAGGCUGGGAGUUUUCCCGGAGGUGGGAAGUCUUGAUCCUCCCUGGAUGACCUUGGACAAGCCCCUCCUCCUCUCUGGUCCUCUCGUAGAGGCAGAGACAUUCCCCCGGCCUAAGCCUGUGCUCCCUGAGACGGCUCCCCCAGCCACUAUCCCCAGGAGGCUGUUACCUGGGGUCCUUCCCCACCUCCUUGGAAAACUUUAGGGUGUUUUUGCACAAACUCCCUCAGGGUUGGGGGAUUCUGACAGGAAAGCGACGGACCUUAAGCUGCUCCUGUGACCCCUCAGUCCAGCUGCCACUAGCUUGGCUCUUAGAGGGCCAGGCCUCUUCUGCCAUGCAGCUGUGAGGUCUGCCACCUUGUGCAGGAGCUUUGGGGCAGGGCAUGGCAACUACACUGUGUGGGCUUUCACGGAGCCUCUGGGGACUCCCCAGGGUCUCCCCAAGCAGGGUCUGGGAUGGCUGUAGGGAACCAGGAGCUGCCACCUGGCUCUGUCCCCUGGCUCUACAUAGGCACUUUAUUAAAGCUGGGCCUCUGGGGGGCAUGCUUGCCCCUGUGCUCCCAGAGCCUAGAAGGGAGGGCUUCCAGGAGGAGGCUGUGGAUGGGAGGGACCAGGAGACCAGCAGCAGUCAUUGCACACUGGGGUGACAGAGGCGGCGAGUGCCCCAGCCUUGGUUUCGUAACGAUUUGUACAGGAAUAAACACACCUA